Molecule: messenger RNA, 1055 nt
Organism: Linderina pennispora
Lineage: Eukaryota; Fungi; Kickxellomycota; Kickxellomycetes; Kickxellales; Kickxellaceae
Exons: 1
Coding region: 218-784 (188 amino acids)
Source: RefSeq, a predicted model, not a curated record
UAUGCUGUGCUGCUAUGCAGACAGGAAGUGAGGAGUGCUUGUGCGCGUCUCCCUGUUUGGCUGCACAGCCAAUGCAGAAACUUACCACCGACGAGAAUAAGAGCCUUCAUGGUUUGGAUAUGUGUCUGUGCGUAUGUGUGUUAAAGAGGGGAGAGGAGGGAGGGGCGAAGCGCGAAAGCGUGGGGUGUAGCUAGCAAACAAAAAAGCGAGAGCGGUUAUGAAAAGACAGGAAGUGGGAGAAAAAGCAAUUGACGAUACUCAAGGAGGAAAGAAAGCAGAGCCUGUCCCUGGGCCAUGCCGCUGUCUAUUUAACCUCCAUCAGGCACCAGGCCGGCUGUUGCUGCGUUCACUGCCGGCAAGAAGAAAGUGGAGCAGCCAAUUAAGCCUGGCAAGUAGGAAACGCGCUGUGCCCCUCUCGCACUCGCCGGGCUGCAAUCCUCCAAGGUAUCUCUCUUUCCUCGUCGUUACGUGGGCCAAUCGCUUCUACCCACGCCCGCCAAUCCGCGCAAUGAUGGCAGAGGCCAAAAAUAAACAUCUAUCUAGGCCGACAGAAUUGCCCUGGCCCCGCACCAACAGCAACCUGUUCGGCGGCGACUGGAGGGGAGCCAAAAUAGCCCACUGGCAGUUCUAUUUUUCGCUCACUAGCUGGCGGCAUCAGGGGCACGCAUCUUUAGGCACACUCAUUUAUUUUUGUGGGGUGAUGCCAGCCGUCCUGCGUGUCACAAUGCUGGGGCGCUUGUGGAGCACACUGGUCGUGUAUGAGUGGUGGUGCCAGUUCACCUAGCGGCUAGCAGCUAAUUAUUGCCUAAAUUGGGGCCCAAACAAAGGUGGUGGUGAGACCGCAUGGUCAGAAUGGGCUGCUCGUUGCACACGGACCAAGACCGUCUUGCCGCUCUAGCCCUCCCCCUGAUGUCCCGUAGCACGGAGGACCCCACGGCAAUGAUGUCGCUCUACCGCUGGCUCUGUCACCGUCGCCUCCUCAGGCUACAUGUCACCGUCGCCUCCUCAGCUACAUGUCACCGUCGCCUCCUCAGCUUUAUGUCACGGAUCGCCUG